AUGUCUGCGCCUUCACGCCAAAUCAAAUGUGUUGUGGUUGGUGAUGGUACCGUUGGUAAAACAUGCAUGUUGAUAUCGUAUACAACCGAUUCGUUUCCAGUCGAAUAUGUUCCUACUGUGUUUGAUAAUUUUUCGGCACAGAUGAUAGUCGAUGGACAUCCUGUUAAUUUAGGUUUAUGGGAUACCGCUGGACAAGAAGAUUACGACCGUCUCCGACCAUUGAGCUACCCACAAACUGAUGUGUUUGUGUUAUGUUUUAGCAUAGUUGCUCCGGUUUCUUUCGAUAAUGUGUUGACUAAGUGGAUACCGGAAAUACGACAUAACUGUCCGGAUGCACCUAUUUUGUUGAUAGGAACAAAGUUGGAUUUACGGGACGAUCCGGAAACUCUAAGGCAGCUGAAUGCUGAUGGAAAACAGCCAGUUACUAAAAACCAGGGACAGAAAGUUGCAAAGCGAAUUAGAGCUGUCAAAUAUCUCGAAUGUAGUGCCUUGACACAGCAAGGUCUGAAAGCUGUAUUUGAAGAAGCAGUUCGAGCAGUUAUAGCACCCAAACCAUCUGGUAAAAACAAGAAUUGUACUAUUCUGUAG
Molecule: messenger RNA, 588 nt
Organism: Acanthocheilonema viteae
Lineage: Eukaryota; Metazoa; Nematoda; Chromadorea; Rhabditida; Onchocercidae
Source: the annotation of a GenBank genome assembly